This is a messenger RNA of Vicia faba (fava bean), 693 nucleotides long. The record is from the annotation of a GenBank genome assembly. NCBI's taxonomy places the organism in Eukaryota, Viridiplantae, Streptophyta, Magnoliopsida, Fabales, Fabaceae.
AUGAAUUUCGAAGGCCGUUUAGGUGUGGUUGGUUCGAUGGAUGUUAAUAUCGGGGAGGCUUUCUUGGAGCUUCUUUCAAAUUCAUACAAUGAUCCUAGAAAACGUAAUCCAUGGUAUCCUGCCGUAGCUGCAAUGGUAAGUGGUGACAUGUCAUAUUUCUAUGGCGUUGGCUUCUUAGGUUUUCAAGACACUUUGUGGGAUGAUGCUGGAAGACAUUACUUCCAUAAUUGUUUCAUUGAAGGUGCUGUUGAUUUCAUAUUUGGUGCAGGCCAGUCUUUAUACGAGGGUUGUACGAUUUCGGUUAUUGCGGCUUCAUUAGGACCAGGAGUACCUGGAGUUAUAACAGCACAAGGAAGAACAAAUCCUAAUGAUGCAAAUGGUUUUGUUUUUAAGCAUUGUAAGAUAUAUGGAAUUGGUACAACAUAUUUGGGAAGACCAUGGAGAGCUUAUGCUAGGGUUUUUUUCUACAAUAGCAAUAUGUCAAAUAUUGUUCACCCUCUUGGUUGGGAUCCAUGGAAUUUUGUUGGACACGAGGAUCGUAUUCAAUUCUCAGAGUAUUUAAAUUAUGGAGAUGGUUCUAUCACAAAGUAUAGAGUGAAAUGGACUAAGAAUUUGGAUAUGCAAACUAUUAAUACAAUGGCAAGUCUUAGUUUUAUUAAUAAUGAUGGAUGGCUUCAAAAUCAACCAUUAUAA